GGGGGAGAUAAUUGUUUCAAUUUGGAGUUUAGUCCCGAGCUGUGCAUAGAGAAGGAACACAUUCCUACUACAUUGCCAGUAAGUUUGUAGACCUUUAAACUGGGGGCUCCUAAGAGAAAUGGAGGGCUCAAUGACUAACAACGUUCCAAGAAUUCGGCUUUAACAGAAAUGUGAGCACAGCAAAGGGCAAUUACUCUCUACAACUAAGUUUUUUAAAGCAAAGGUCAGAACUAUUUUUAAGCUACGGCCAUGGCCUCAACUGACCGCCCCGACACAGAGCACUUGCGGCUCCGCAUCGUGGAAAUGGUCAAAAAUCAAAGCCGUGGUGACGUCGCUCUCGCCAAGACUCGGGCCCAAGUCCCGGAAACUUUCGACAAAACGGAAAGUGUUAGAAACACCGUGCUUCUUCAGCAAGGUCAACUUAAACCAGACACAGUAACUGACCGCAGCACGUCCGCUCAGUAUCGGGCGUUACCCACGGCGUACAGAUCGAAAAGUAGAGCAGCUGCCUGGCUAAUUAAAAGGUUUCAUAAGAGACAGGACAUCCACGCAGACAGCGCCCAGCUGACGAAAAACGCCAAGGCUCCGGAUAGGCAAUUUGAUCAUGAUCACGUGUUUCCUGUCAAUCAAACGCUGGAGCUCUCCAAAUUGAAGGCCAGAAAUGUCAACCAUCCGCUAGAUGGCUCAAUCAAAACGCAAGAACAGCGUAGUAAUCAAGCAUCGGCCACUUUCAAUAAGAAUUCAGAUUCUAGUUUUGUAAAUUUACGAUCUGACCAAAAAAGUCGAAUAAAUGUAUCCGAGGCAGUCAAGCCUGAAAACAAGAGAGUGACACCUAUGAAAAGUAACACUGUUUUGUUUAGGGGAGAUAACGACAUAAAUUACGAUCCACGCAAAGACAAACCAAGGGGAUUCAACAAGAUGGAAGACAGCUACUCGGCAGAACCCGUUUUCCUGAAGGACGAUAGACGCAAAGGAAUUUUUUCAGCGUCUUUGGAAAACUUUAAAAAGCGUCUGCAGUUGGCCUCCAACAAAAUCAGCAUGUUGAACGAAGACAAGGAAAACCGAGCAGAAAAGUUAAAUGAUCAUUUUGUGUAUCCCCCUUUAAAUCACGUGCCUCAUCCUCCCGCAUUACCUCGCAAUCCCCGGGAGGUAAACCAGUCUUCACAAGUCGAACAAGCCAGCGGCAAAAAGCCAAAGUCUGGUAAAGAAAAUGUGGACUUCAACACAUUUGCCAAACUAGAACACGCUCACGAAACAAGAAAAGAAUCCCUGAUAGCACAAAAAUCCUCCCAUGCCCAGAGAUUCUUAAACUCCGGGAGUCAGACUCCACAGCUGGGCGAAUCCCAGACAAAGAGAGAUAUUUUAUAUAGGAAUAGGAAACCCUUGUCGAGGAUAGGGGAAAACGAAUCCGAAAACGUCCAAGCUCGGACAUCCACCAGCAGGGUCCGAGUCACUCCGGCGCCACUCACCAUGCACAACUUGAGAGUGCACGAUUCCUUGCAGUCGGCUUAUGAAAGGAGGAACAAGAGACUAAACCAGCUACAGCCGACACAGCUUCAGCUACAACAGCAGGUGAUGGAAGGCGGGAGCUUUGUAGCGGUGCCGGGAGACAGGAUGUGGCAAUGGCUAGAUGAAGUGACGCUGGAAUCCACAUCUGAUCCAACCGUUGUGACGGUCAUAGCCUUGAACAGCAGCAGAGACCAGAUGAAGCGAAUAGAAACGCCAAGACUUCUGAAAGAGAGAAUGGAAAUAUUUGUGUAAACUUGCCGUGACGUUGAAAUAUCUCUUGGAAGUAAAGUGACUCCAUGUUUCAAACGAAAUGUGUUUAAAAAACAAAACAUAUACGUGAGCGUGUAAUGUAAAUAUGUUGAAAUGUUUGCAGAAACCCUAAAGACGAGCCUCGUUAUUCCCGUUUGUAUCACCCUGUUCGACUUCUUUGGUACAUGUCAUUUACAACUGUCUUAGAUACACUGUGACUGAAACAUGAGAUCUAUAAAUAAGACUUAUGUAUUUCUAGUGGAUUGUCACGUCAGAAAUAUGUGAACAAGAACAGUCUCCUGCAUCACGUAACGCCAUUGAAUUUAGAUGAUUCUAAAUAAUGAGGCUUUCUAAAAAUGGAAUGUUUGUAUCUUUGUAUUAUCUGAUUUAUGAAUCAAUGUUCUUCCUGGCAUGGCCAGCUUUGUUACUGUCUCAACACAUCAGUUACUUAACUAGUUUUAACAAUUAGCAAAAAAAAAAAAAAGUAAUUUCAGAUUGGAUUUUUUUUUAAAUUCAUGUUUUUAAGCCCUAGUUCUUGGCUUAUAUAAAUAGUGAUUUUACAACAGCAUGCUAUACUGAAAUAGAUUUCCUUUUUUGGAGCUGGCUUUUUAAAUCGAAGAUAGGAAUUAAGGGGUUACUGGAUAGCGAAAUUUAUUUUUUUUAUUUUUGCUUUAACUUAAUAACUAUUGUUAUAUUAUAUCAUAUGACAACUCAAUAAUAAAAAAUAUAUAUAUGAAUGUUGUCUAAUGUUUCCGGGUUGCCAUGGUAACGGCAGCCAUCUUGAAAAUAAACAAAAAUUAGUUCAUAUAGGAAAAUUCUAAAAUGUUUCAAAAUAGAUAAAUUUCAAAGCUAAAAAUACUUACACCUUAAAGUAUAAAGGUGGCUGGAAGGAGCUAGCUAGAUUUUAUACAUUUUCCCUUAGUAUUGUGCAUUUUAUGAUUUUUUAAAAAAGGGUGAUUUUUUUCCUGUAAAAUGCAUCCACAUUUUUUUUCCCAAAAGAUCAUAUAUUAAAAACUUCUUCAGCUAAAGUCAUUAAAACUAGCUGAUUCUCUGUAUUAUUUAUCUCUGAAUAUGUGUAUCAAAUUUGACACAUUUAUCUCUAUUAGUUCUAGAGAUUUUAGAAAUAUGUUACAGGGGGGGUCACAAAAAAUGCAUUCACUCAAAAACAGUGAAUUUGUAUUAAGAAAAAUAUGGAAAAUAGUGUUCACCACGCAUCUUUAAAAUGCUUUUUUUCAAUAAAAAAUGCUAUUUUUUAGAAAAUUUUUGGUGCCAGUUUAUAAAAUACAUGUCCACCUAUUUAAUUACACCAAAAUUGAAAAAUCGAUUUUUUUACCCAAAAUCGGAUCCAGUAACCCCUUAAGCCAUGUUCAGAUUCUUAGGAAAUGAGACUGUGCACAUAUUCGACCACGAAGGAGGAGCGCGCGAGCGCGCGCACACACACACACACACACACACACAUACACACAUACACACAUACAUACAUACAUACAUACAUACAUACAUACAUACAUAUAUAUAUAUAUAUUUAGAUAGAUAGAUAGAUAGAUAGAUAGAUAGAUAGAUAGAUAGAUAGAUAGAUAGAUAGAUAAAUAGAUAGAUAGAUAGAUAGAUAGAUAGAUAGAUAGAUAGAUAGAUAGAUAGAUAGAUAGAUAGAUAGAUAGAUAGAUAGAUAGAUAGAUAGAUAGAUAGAUAGAUAUAGAUAUAGAGAUAUAUACUAAAAGUAGUAGGCUAGCUAGACGAAAGAAUUCUUGAAAAGGAAGAGGGGCGAUGGUCUUCCAGACGAAUAGGUCUAUAUUGUCUUCCUUUCAUUACAGAGCGAAGAAAUUCUGCCAAAUACAACGUACGUACCCAAAUAAUAAAGUGAAACGUUUCUUAAUUUAGAUGAGUUCUUAUCUUUUAAUUUCAAAAACAUUGACACAUUAGGACUCAAUUUAGAUUCGUGACCAAAUAACUUGUACUUGGGCCUCAAUGAACUUUUAGCUUCUUUGACAUUCUACAGUUUAGUGUUUCGUUGUAGAACGAUAUAAUAAGCUAAAGGCUAAGAUGCCAGGACGUUUUGUCCAUCCGAAAGGAGAUGAUCUUUUCUGUGAUUUUCAAUUUCGUUUCGACUGGUAUUCAAAUAGAUGAACCUAGAAUUCAUUAAGAUCUAUGAAAGUCAUAGUCAAGAGAUUGAAUAUUAUAUUAAAUCGAAUGUAACGAACUUUACAAAUGUUUGUACUCUGAUUUUUUUUUGUCUUUAUUUUUUUCGGUGUUGCAUAAAGACAAAAAAAGCGACAACUGUGUCUCAGAGACAUUAUUAGACAUAAUUUUAACUUACAGAAAAUGUCACGAAUUUAAAUGUUUAUUGUUUCGGGUUUGUUUGUUUUUUUUCGAUGUUUUAAACAUUUCAAUUUCGUUCACAAUAUUUCUAAUGAUCGGAUCAUGAUUGAGUCAUGAUUGGGUUUCUUCAUCGCGAGACUAGCGAGAGUCUCCAGCUUGAGUCACGUGAUAGCCCUCUAAAAAAAUAACUUUGUUUCGUUUCGCAAAUCCAAACAAGAAAACAAAGGGUUCAACACCGAGGGACUGUCCAAUCCUAAUACAACAGGGCUGUACGCUUCUUUAGUCUUCCAACAGCUUGUAUUAUUUCGAUGUAUUUCAAGUUUUCGAUCAUUGUGAAGAUGAGAGGCUGGUCCUCGAGACACACUGACAUCUUUUCUUUUCUUCAUUGUUCGUGAAGUUCCCAAUCUCUCUACUACAUUCAUCGCUCCUCCAUUUCCUCUCUCCUAUCUAUGGAGACCAAACAAAUCAUUGGGGGGGGAACCAAAUUACUGUCGUUGCAAUGCAUGCUGGUAUUUUAUUUUUCCCUCCUCCAUCUUUUUUUUUUUUUUUUUGUUUUUCGUUUUUAUUUGUCUAAAAAUAGAACAGAAUGAUUGGGUUUCGGAGAAAUCGAAUUUUGGAGCUGAAGAAAGUCGUCUGCUUAUUGCGUGGGAAUGACGUUUUGUGUGGAUGUAAAGCCAGAGAAUUAGCAGAAAAUAAAUGUUUAAUACUCGAUUGUUUUGUCAUAUCCUUGAAGGCAGUUCCUAGUGUUUUUAUAUUUAAUUAUUUUGUACUUAUUAUUAGAUCUUUACAUUGGAUACAAUAACUAUUUGACUUUUAGCUGCACGUAUAUGUAACUUUUAGAAGCUCUUAUUUCUUUCUUUUAGAAAGAUGUAUUACUUUUAGAUACACAUAUUUCUAACUUUUAGAAGAACUAAUUCCUUACUUUUAGAAGAACUUAUUCCUUACUUUUAGAAGAACUUCUUCUUUACUUUUAGAAGAACUAAUUUCUUACUUUUAGAAGAACGCAUUCCUUACGUUUAGAUGCACUUAUUCUUUACUUUUAGAAGCACUGGAAUGUCGUCUCGAUACCCCCCCCCCCGUCUUGAACCUUUCCCACGGGCCACCUGAAGGAGAGUCUGAAACUAGCAAGUGAAAAAGAAAAUAACUUUUGAUCAUUUCAAUAAUUUCAAUGAGAACCAAGAAUCCGUCUUCGUUUGUCAACUAUCUAAUUAUUGGUUAAAAGCCCAAACACAUUUACUCAAUUACUGUACGAAUUUCUAGAUGUCAGCUCUAUAAAUCCCCAAGUAGUUACUAAUUUUUUUUUACUACGCACAUGUGUCCAAAAAUAACUGCAUAAUAAACAUAAAUCAGGUUUUGGCUACCUAUCUAUUUGUACACCUUUUCAAUAUGUUUAGUAGCAAAAGUAUUAGCUGUGAAAGUAUGUAAUACCAUUGUGUUUUACUAAAUAAAAAUAUUAUGUUAAUAUAUACAUAUAUAUAUAUAUAUAUAUUGGUGUAUGCAUACUAUAUAGCUGUUAUUCUUAUUUACAGAAAUGUAUUUAUUGACUGAAAACUGAAGGUUUUAUAUAACCUUGACUCAUUUAAUAAAGUAACUAAUAUUUUAAA
Messenger RNA from Biomphalaria glabrata, 5681 nucleotides. RefSeq lists its product as uncharacterized. Bases 250 to 1761 code for a protein of 503 amino acids. The record is from RefSeq and is a predicted model, not a curated record. The transcript has 2 exons. NCBI's taxonomy places the organism in Eukaryota, Metazoa, Mollusca, Gastropoda, Planorbidae.